Molecule: messenger RNA, 3933 nt
Organism: Lolium rigidum
Lineage: Eukaryota; Viridiplantae; Streptophyta; Magnoliopsida; Poales; Poaceae
Product: wall-associated receptor kinase 5-like
Exons: 11
Coding region: 1-3933 (1310 amino acids)
Biological process (GO): plant organ development; protein phosphorylation
Cellular component (GO): chloroplast inner membrane
Molecular function (GO): ATP binding; polysaccharide binding; protein kinase activity
Source: RefSeq, a predicted model, not a curated record
AUGGCCUUCUCUGCUUCCCCUUCCCUCUCCUCCCUCGCUUCCUCCACCGCCGCCAUCGCCGCCGCCACCCCCUCCCCUUCCCGCUGCCCCACUUCCAACCCCUUUCCCGAUCCAAAACCUCUGCACCUUUCCGUCAAACUAUUCUCCCCGCUCCCCAAACUUCCUCGGCUCUCCUGCCCCGGCCCGCAAGCCCCCCGCGCCGCCACCGGCGAUGGAUCGGGUGCCGGGAACCACGGCAACGGCUCAGGUGGAAGCGGCGGGAAAGAUGGAGGUGGCGACGAUGACGAAGGCAGCGGCGAAGAUUACGAGGAGGCCGAGUUCGGGCCGCUGCUCGGCUUCAGCGAGGUGCUGCGCCUCGCCGCGGCCCGCGGCGUCGCGCUCCCGGGUGACAUGAUGGAGGCCGCCAAGGACGUCGGCAUACGGCAAGUCCUAUUGCUCCGGUACUUCGAUCUGCAGGCCGGACCGUGGCCAAUCAGCGCGAUGAUCCGGGCCUUCUCAGCGCUCCGCAACAGAAUGCUUGCUGAUCCUUCGUUCCUCUUCAAAGUUGGUACCGAGGUUGUGAUUGACUCGUGCUGUGCAACGCUUGCGGAGGUGCAGAAGAGGGGGGAGGAUUUCUGGUCAGAGUUCGAGUUGUAUGCUGCUGAUAUUUUGAUUGGGGUGGUUGUCGAUAUCGCCCUCGUUGGGAUGUUGGCUCCAUACGUGAGAUUCGGAAAGGCUUCUUCUUCUACAGGGCUGUUUGGAAGAUUCAGCCGCAUGGCUGGAGCUUUGCCAAGCAGUGUAUUUGAAGCUGAAAGGCCAGGCUGCAGAUUUACAGUUCAGCAAAGAAUUGGAACAUACUUUUAUAAGGGUGUUUUGUAUGGCUCAGUUGGGUUUGUCUGCGGUAUAAUUGGCCAGGGAAUAUGUAAUAUGAUAAUGACUGCGAAGAGGAGUGUUAAGAAAUCAGAUGAAGAUAUUCCUGUUCCGCCACUUAUUAAAAGUGCUGCUCUUUGGGGUGUAUUUCUUGCUGUAUCAUCUAAUACGCGCUAUCAGAUCAUCAAUGGUCUGGAGCGAGUAGUUGAGGCAUCACCAGUUGCAAAGGGUGUCCCCCCUGUUGCUAUGGCUUUCACUGUUGGUGUUCGUUUUGCCAACAACAUCUAUGGUGGCAUGCAGUUUAUCGAUUGGGCCCGAUGGAGUGGUGUUCAGACGACCCAAUUUGAACACGCAAUGGCUACACUCGUAUGCUAUAACCGCGCGAAACAGAGGCGAGGCAUGAUGGUCCUGAUCAUGGCGGCUCUUCUGUCGAUGGUGGUGACGCUUCUAGCCGCACCAGCUGCGGCGGCCGCCGAUUGCCGGACGAGCUGCGGGCUGAACGAUUUCUCCUACCCGUUCGGCAUAGGCCCUGGGUGCUCCCUGCAGGGGUUCAAUCUCACCUGCGACGCCAAGAAGCGCCUCCUGCUCGGCAGCCCGAACGUGACGGUGGACUACACGAUCUUGGCGAGCGGCUCCGUCUCUGCGCUCGCCGUCUAUGUCGCGCGCACGGUGCAAAUGGGAUCCGGCGCCGGCACCUUCUCCACCUCGUGGGAAGGCCCUGGCACGCCCUUCGCCAUCUCCGGUGCGGCAAACAUGUCGCUGUUUGUCCUCGGCUGCGGCGUCACGGCCACCCUGCUCGACCGUGGCGGCACAGGAGCUGUGGUAGGCAACUGCUCCGUGGUCUGCGCCGGCGAUGAGAUCAUGCGGAGGCUGCCGGAUGGGCUCUGCGUCGGCCUGGGUUGCUGCCGCAUCGACCUGAGCGUACACCUCCGGGCGUUCACCCUCAACAUAUCGCGCGCCGGCGGCGACGGUGUCAGCCGGGACAAGCUGAGCUUCUUGGUCGCUGGCCGGGAUAAGUACACGUUCAGACCCAGCGAUCUGGAGCAUGACAUUGAUGUGGACAUGGUUCCUCCAGCUCGGCUGGAUUGGGCCAUCCCCGACCAGCCAGACUGCCGGCGCGCCAUGGACGACAGGGCGACCUAUGCCUGUGUCAGUAACCAGAGUGAGUGCCGGAACUCGCCGAUCGGAGGCUACGUCUGCCACUGUUCCAGGGGCUUCUCGGGCAACCCCUAUGUCGUCGAUGGCUGCACACCGGACCAAGUUUACGGCUCCAGCCAACCCAAGGACAAUUGCCCGACCAUGUGCGGGAACGUGAGCGUUCCAUUCCCCUUCGGCACAGAGCUCGGCUGCUUCGCAAGGAUCAACCUUUACCUGACAUGCAACCCAGGGUCUUCUCCUGCCAUCCUCCAAAUGACCGAGCACUUGGUAGUCACUGACAUUUCUAUCAACGAAGGCAUCUUGAGGAUUCAGAAGCUGUCCGAUCCAGGUGAUUUCCUAGGAGACCGGAGCACCACGCUCUACUCAUUCUCUGAGGAAUCUGGCAUGUUGAAGUGGGCUGUUGAUAACUCCACGUGCAAGGAGGCGAUGCUGAACAAGAACGAGUACAGAUGCGUCAGCGCUCGUAGCGACUGCCUAGAUGUCACCGACGACAGAACAAGUAAUCAUGUGGGCUACAGGUGCAAAUGCUCUUCCGGUUUCCAAGGAAAUCCUUACUUCCAAGAUGGAUGUACAGAUAUCAACGAAUGCUUGCAACCAGAUAAAUACACUUGCAAUGGCAUCUGUCAGAAUAGCCUGGGAAGUUUUACUUGCUCUAGAUGUCCGCAUGGAACAGAUUUUGACAGAACUGCAAGGAAAUGCAAAACAUCCGACGUUAUCUUAGGUGUUACCAUUGGAUUAAGCUCUGGCGGAGGAGUCAUAUUUCUUGCCGCGAUUCUGGUCAUUAUCAUCCAUAGAUGGAAGAAAGAUGCCCAAAAACAGCUCAGGAGGAGGUACUUCCGUAAGAACAAAGGCAUCCUCCUUGAACAACUCUUCUCUUCUGACUCAAGUGCUAGUGACAGCACCAAGAUAUUCUCCCUGGAAGAGCUAGAGAAGGCAACCAAUAACUUCAACCUCUCACGUGCGGUUGGCCGCGGCGGCCACGGGACAGUGUACAAGGGCAUCCUGACGGACCAGCGCGUCGUCGCAAUCAAGAGGGCAGAGCUCGUGGCGAGCAGCGAGAUCGACCAGUUCAUCAACGAGGUUGCCAUCCUAUCACAGAUCAACCACCGGAAUGUGGUAAAGCUCCAUGGAUGCUGCCUGGAAGCCGAGGUCCCCCUGCUUGUGUACGAGUUUAUCUCCAACGGCACUCUCUACGACAUGUUGCACUGCAAGCAAGAUGGUGAUCUGUUACCGCUGCCUUGGGAGGAGCGCCUAAGGAUCGCCUCUGAGAUCGCUGGAGCACUCACGUACCUGCACUCUGCAGCUUCAGUCUCAAUCCUUCAUAGAGACAUCAAGUCCAUGAAUGUACUCCUGAACGACAGCCACAUGGCAAAGGUUGCAGACUUCGGUGCGUCGAGGUCAAUAGCGAUUGACCAGACACAUUUGGUCACCGCCGUGCAGGGUACCUUCGGCUACUUGGAUCCUGAGUACUACCACACGGGCAUAUUAACUGAAAAGAGUGAUGUUUACAGUUUCGGGGUUAUACUUGUUGAGUUGCUGAUGAGAAAGAAGCCCCUCAUUGAGAACGAGCAUGGUGAGAAGCAAAACCUGUCGAAUUAUUUCCUCUGGGCCAUGGGGGAGACGCCCCUGAAGGAGAUUGUGGAUGAUCAUGCUCUGGAGGAAGGAAAUAAGGAGGUGAUCAAACACAUGGCUGGCUUAGCGAGAGAGUGCCUGAAUCUGAGGCGACAUCAGAGGCCUAGCAUGAAGGACGUGGAGAUGAGGCUGCAGUCUCUGAGGGCACAGAAGGUUGCUCCGAGAAAGGAUGACGUGGUUCGGCAUCCUUACGGUAGAGAAGGAAGGUAUGAUGGGCUUCAAGGCGAUGUUCCAUUGGCUGGUCAAGAUGGCACACGCCAGUACAGUCUGAGCAAGAGUUCGGGUCGUCCUUGA